This is a messenger RNA of Caenorhabditis briggsae, 723 nucleotides long. The record is from RefSeq and is a predicted model, not a curated record. Bases 1 to 723 code for a protein of 240 amino acids. NCBI's taxonomy places the organism in Eukaryota, Metazoa, Nematoda, Chromadorea, Rhabditida, Rhabditidae. The transcript has 2 exons.
AUGUUGCCCGUAAAAAAAACUGUAGCCCAAGCAGUUUCCAUUCUCGGUCGUUCUGUGUCUCCAACAGAGCAGCUUGCUCUGAUCAAGAAAUCCAAUGCAGAUCGUGAAAUCAGAGACCUUCUCCGACAGUGCCUCAUCUCUGCAAUGAACUUCGAGUCUUCCAGCAAAGAAAGUUUAGAAAAAUCGAAGACUCUUGUUCGAAAAGCCGGUGACACUUGCGAAAUCAGCUCUCGUUCUGCCGCCUUCACAGCGGCGUCUGCAAUGAAACUCAAAAAAUGGAAUGAAGUGGAUGAGAUGCUUCAGAUGGCCACAUAUUGCCCACCGGCGAUCACUAGUUCGAUUCGAGUGAAAUCCCUCGCUGAACAGUCUAAAUUCAAUGAAGCACUGGCCGAACUGGAGAAGGUGCUCAUGUUUGAAGAAGAAGUUUUCUCCACAGGAAAUUAUAGUAUCAGUGAUGAAGCCUUGGAUGCUCUUUGCGACGCCAUCAAAGCCGAGCCAGAGUCUACAGAGAAAAUGAAACGAUUUCGUAAUCUACAAAGACUGGUGACAAAAUACGGUCGGCGAACUGAUAAAUCAAUUGAAGACUUGUUAUUCAGCCCGCUUCGUUUGGAAAAUUCCGUGCCAGAAGCAGAGAAAGUUGAUCCAGAAUUUAUGAAAUCCCAAAAAUUCCAAGACUUUGUAAAACAGAUUCCCUAUUUGAAGGAUGAAAAAUUGAAGUUGUGA